AUGGCUUUUGUGCACUCACCAGCGCUGAAGCCGGCUGUUCAAAGGAUUGCAGACCUCCUUGCGGAGGAAGGCGGCAACCAGAAGUUCAACAAACUGGUGGAUGUCGUGCUGGAGCAACUUGCUGUGGGACGGCUCGACUGGCAGCAGAUCUCCAGCAGCAUACCCUCCCUCGCGGCAGAUGCGCCCGCUGCAGAGGUCUUCGUGUCUUUGGGUUUUGAUGUUGAAGCCUUCGGCGGCAGUAGUUCCUACAUCGGAGAAGAUAAUGCUUCAACUAACUGCAUUGUCAUGAUGACGUUGGCGACAGGGAUGUUGGCUGUGAUGAUGGAGAAAGUUGGAGCUGUGAUGAAGACCAUCACUAUGGUGCUGUAUAAGACAUGA
Messenger RNA from Symbiodinium sp. CCMP2592, 378 nucleotides. The record is from the annotation of a GenBank genome assembly. NCBI's taxonomy places the organism in Eukaryota, Dinophyceae, Suessiales, Symbiodiniaceae.